AUGGCUCCAACACUGACGAUCCGCGGCCUAGCUUUGGCUUUUGCUUCGCUGGUCCAAUUGGUGGGUAGUGUUUCUUCGGAAGCAAAGGACGUGUCAAGCACUAUUAGCUUUUCUAAGUGUAGUCAAGAGCUAUACCUGACAAACGAGUUUGAGUGUGGCACACUCACAGUACCCAUCGAUCACGAUCACCCAGAGACCGGAACGAUCGAAUUGUUCGUCUCCCGUCGCAGAGGAAAUGGCACAGCUCCCGUCCUGGGAAAUCUCGUCUUCAACAACGGCGGACCUGGCGCCAGCUCUUUGAUAAUGUUUCAGUCUUUAAGCCAAGGCUUAUCUCCCUUCAGCCAAGAAAUUCUUGAAAAAUACGACAUUAUUUCCGUAGACCUCCGCGGUAUUGGCUUGAGCAACCCCAUUUCCUGCGACAAGGACAUCUGGAACAACCAGCCAGAGAUCCUCGCGAUGGAUGACGAGAGCUUUGACUCACUGGUCACCCACAACAAAGCCCUUGGAGAAAGUUGCCUCAGAUUGACGGGACCUCUUGUAGAGUUUAUGGACUCAGUCUCGACGAUUAAGGAUCUUGAACUGCUCCGCCAGGCUCUCGGUGGGGAAAAGCUCAACUACAUCGGAUAUUCGUAUGGCACCCUUCUGGGUCAAAUGUACGUCGAACUCUAUCCAGAGCAUGUCGGCCGAUUUAUUCUCGACGCGGUCAUUGAUCAUGCCCCAAGUGAUGACAUCUACGGCAUCAUGACUGAGACGCAGACCUACGAGGCAACUCUGAAGCAAUUCUUUGCCUGGUGCAAGGAGACCCCCGAUGAAUGCCCCAUCGCGGACAAGGACCUUCCGGCUCUAUUCAAGAACCUUACUGUCCUCAACUCUUCCAUACCUGCGCCUCAAUGCAACGGCACCUGUAAGACAGUCGCCACCGGUGAAGAUAUUUUGUUCGGCACGGAGGAUAGGCUAGCUUUCAAGGAGUCGAACGCGGGCUUCAUAGACGCAAACUGGUCAACGCUCGCCGGUGUUCUCUACGCGGCAGCCAACGGCGACGGCUCGGCGUUUUCUCGCAAUCUAUUUCAGAAGGACGUGGAUGAGAACCCUUCAGAAUCCAAGUUCGCCAACCGUGCUGUGUGGUGCCAGGACUACGGUACCACAAUCCGCUCCGCCACCGACGUGAAACGAAUCGUGGACCUCGCGAGCGCUCUCACCCCAUUAACACGAGGGGCCAGCGAGUCCCUAGAUGCUAGGGUGCAUUGCGUUGGCUGGCCGACUCCCGUGCGCAACCCACCCCAUCGGCUGGAUGCCGGCCAGGUCGCCAAGCUACCUCCCCUGAUGCUUGUCAAUGCGUUCUACGAUCCGGAGACCAGCCCGGUGUGGGCGGAGGCUGUCAGAAACCAGCUUCCGUCCGCUGUUACUGUUUGGAGAGACGGGGCGGGCCACAGCAGCUACAUACUCUUCGGGGAGACUAGCAAAGCCAUGGAUGACUUUUUGAUCAAUGGAAACUUGCCGAAGGAUGGCACAGUCUACAACUCAUAA
Messenger RNA from Clonostachys rhizophaga, 1527 nucleotides. The record is from the annotation of a GenBank genome assembly. Lineage: Eukaryota; Fungi; Ascomycota; Sordariomycetes; Hypocreales; Bionectriaceae.